AUGCAUGUCAGGCGCCGCACCGCUGGCGGCUGGGCGCACCACCUGCCAUUUCCUGGCGUGUCGGGGGUCAGCGGCUGCAGCCCAACAGCGGCCCGCUGCUUUGCAACUGAGGCAGGCAGCCGGGACCGGCUUCCCGCCAACGGCGCCCUGCAUGCGGCGUCGCAGCCGCUGGACAAUCCGAGCACCCCAAGCAAGGGCAGGCGGACAACCACCCCUCAGCCCGCUGCAGCUAGGCCUGGCGUGCCACGGCCACCAGCCCGGCCCCCGCGUGUGUCGAGGUCGACGUCGACGCAGCCGCCGGCGCCGACACCCGAGCAGCAGCCUCAGCAGCCAAAUCAGCCACAGCAGCCACAGCCGCCGCCAGCACGAGCGCGAAGGCCAAAGGCGCCCACAGAGCAGCCCACAAUGCCAGCGCGCGUGCCAAGAGCUGGGGUUCAGCUGCUGCAGCAGAACGGGUAUCCACCACCGGGCUCCCAGCAACCGAGUCAACAGCACCUGGGAGACCAGUCGCAGGCGCAGCAGCAGAUGUAUGUGCAGCGGCAGGAGCAGCAGCAGCAGCAGCAGCAGCAGCAACAAGCUUACCAGCAGCCGCAGAGGCAGGGACAGCCGCAGCUGCAGCAGCAUGCUCCAUCCUACUUGCCACAGCAGGGGCUUCAGCACCCAACCCAGCCACCACAACUGCCACCAUCGCCGCUGGCCCCACCGCUGCCGCAGCAGCAGCAGCACUGGCACCCCCACCUCAACGAGCAGCAGCAGCAGCAGGGAUAUUCGCAGCCGCCGCAGCAGCAGGGAUACGUGCAGCCGCCGCCGCAGCAGCAGCAGCAACCUCCACAGCAAUGGUACCAGCAGCCUGCAACGCUGCCGCCGCAACAGCAGCAGGAGGGAUACUUGCAGCAUCAGCCGCAGUAUCACCACCAACACCAACCGCAGCAGCAGCAGCAGCAGCAGCACCCGCAGGUCAAUUCACAUUUGAGUGGACGUGCGGGCAGCAGCGGCGGCAUUACAGCUCCCCCAGGCGGCUGGCAGAAGCUUCCUACUGAGAUGGACGAACGAGAGCGGUUGGAGGCGCUGUGCGACUUGCUGGAGGAGGAGUGGGACUCGGAGCCGCUGCCGCAGCUCAAGCCAGGGUCCACCGUGCGCGCCACAUGCCCCCAGUGUGGCAACGGCGCCCACAACGAGGACUGCUUUGCAGUUACGACCACCCAAGACGCGCUGUCGGUCCUGUGGUGCUGCCACCGCGCCAAGUGCGGCUUCAAGGGCGGCCGCAGCCUGCUGGGCGACGCCGGCGUCAGCCGCGCCGCCGAGGGCGCUGGCGGCGGCCCCACAGGCCUCAACGGGUACGGCGGCAGCGGGAGCAGCUACGGCUACGGCGGCGGCGGCGGCAUGGGCGCCGCGGCGGCGCUCGUGCAGCGGCUCGCGCGGCCGGAGGGCGGCGGCGGUGGCGCCGGCCCUGCCUACGGCGCGCACUCGGGCCUCGGCGCGGCGCAGGCGUCGCCGUCCGCGCCGCCGCCGCCGAUCAAGGCGGACCUUGUUGAGCUGUCGGAAGAGUUUGUUCAGUGGUUUGAGCGCGAGAGGGGCAUCAGCAGGCGCACCCUGCAGGAGAACCGGGUGAUGAUGGACGCGCAGGCCCGCCCGCCUCCCCGGCAAGGCGGCGGCGCGGGCUGGCAGCGGCAGGGGCCGGCGGGCCCGGACGCUCGGACGGCGUGA
This is a messenger RNA of Monoraphidium neglectum, 1707 nucleotides long. RefSeq lists its product as hypothetical. NCBI's taxonomy places the organism in Eukaryota, Viridiplantae, Chlorophyta, Chlorophyceae, Sphaeropleales, Selenastraceae. The transcript is spliced from 4 exons. The record is from RefSeq and is a predicted model, not a curated record. The coding region runs from base 1 to 1707 and encodes 568 amino acids.